UUCAACAUUUUUACCGGUUUAUUCUCGGCACCGAGCGAGAAAACAGCUGUUCCACAUUUUCCACGGCGUGCAAAACAAAUUGUUUUAGUUUAUGUUUUAAUUUACGAUUAAAAGUUUACUUUAUAAGGAUAAUACUCUGUACGAAAUAAGGAUCUGUUGCCAUGGGCGACCAAAAGACGCUGGAUUUACUGUGGAACUGUGCUUCCAAACUGACUGACCAAACCCACACUCAAAGGCUCCUUAAGUCGCAUUACAUAACCACCUGCCGAAAGCUGGCUAAGCGCAAUGUCCAGUUGCCUGAGGACAGCUUCGGACCGGCACGCAUGUGCUCCCGCUGCGGCAACCAGUGGACCGACGGUCGCUACCAACUCCACCUCCAGCCGCAAAGGCUAAGGCAGAGUGCCAAGAACCGGAGACUCAUCGCCCAGCUGGAAACCGUGAAGGCCAAACAGACAAGGGGCGAGAUGAGCAUUGGAGCCAGGAAACGGGCAAAGUGGCUGAAGAAGCGCAUGGCCAGCCAAAUGGGCGUAGACUGCGAAGUUUGCCAGCACAAGACAAUGCUGCCGCUGGAGAAGGGCCGAAAGCGCGCCAAAGUCAAAGCCACGGAGGAGACAAUGGCAACCACACAACCUGCGGCAGCGGUCCAAAACAAAAAGAAGGCCAAAAAGAAGAAGUCACAGGCGCCGAAUAAAGAUAUCAAUGCAGGCCUGAAAAUUCCGCAGCUGCAAAAAACGCCCCAGCAACAACAGCAGCAGCCAACCAACAAAGCUUCCCAACCCGUUGGUAUAGCUUCCCAAAACCCCAAUCAGACGUCGAAGAAGAAACUGAAGAAGCCAGCGCAACCAGCGCCCGCCGUUGCCAAAACUCAGUCCAAGACCCAGAAGCAAAACGCACUGCUACAACUGGCCGCCCAGCUAAAAUCGAGCGCGUUUAAAGACGCUAGCAAAUCGCAGCAGAAUCGCCUUCAAGCGUUUCUGAAGUAGCUGCUAAAAUCACUACGACAAUGCAUUAAAGUACAACGAUUGUGGCUCGGCUGAAUGAAAAUACUUGUUGUGGCACAUAAUUAAGCGUUAGCACAAUACUAGAAUCAGGCUCUUUGUGCCGGUUGAUAAAGCCUACCCAGGUGGGAACCUGUUAUCCAGCCGCCCGGUCUUCUGGGUCGAGUCACGCAACGGCUAUGCACUUAUCACUGCUGCCCGAGACGCUACCCAAGGUUGUCCAGAUAUUGCGCAGCCAACAUGGCCAGCAUGCUUAAUUUAUUUCUCGGAGCGCAACAUUUAAUUAAAAUUGAGUUGUUUGCCAUAGCGUUCCAUGAUCGCGUCCUUCAAAGCUGCUCCCAAAAAGGGCAGUCGAUCGGGCUCUCGGACAGCUCUCGGGCUCGCUUUAUCUGCCGCCAAUUGCACAAAGAGCACACACGCACAGGAGAAGGCUCCGGUCCCAUAUUGACUUUAACUUCGAAUUUGUGCGAAGAAGACUCUCUGAUUUCUCGGCAGCUGUGGCAACAACAUCUGCCUGCCACAUUAGAAGAUUACUGGUUUUACAGUAAAGCUUAUCUAUAAACAACUUUAGUCAAGCUCAGAAAAUGUUAGGAACAUUUAGCCCUUGUAUAUAACAUAGAUACAAAUGAUAAAUAAAUAUAAAAGUUUAGUCAUUCUAGAAAA
Drosophila eugracilis is the source of this 1661-nucleotide messenger RNA. RefSeq lists its product as uncharacterized. The coding region runs from base 162 to 983 and encodes 273 amino acids. Lineage: Eukaryota; Metazoa; Arthropoda; Insecta; Diptera; Drosophilidae. The transcript is spliced from 4 exons. The record is from RefSeq and is a predicted model, not a curated record.